UACUACUACUUUGAAUAACAAGAUGGCGUUCUGCAGAGUGUUGUUAAAUAGUCAAACUUUUUGCCGUGUUAACCAUCACUUUAUAAUAAAAAAUACCCUUUUACCAUCAGUUAUUGGGGUGAACAUACAACAGAAAAGAUCGUACGGAAAAGGUUAUGCGAGGUUUUUAAAAUGCAUGAAAUUAAGGCGUAAGAUUGCCGGUCCGGAUCGUGUGCGACGGAGAAAUGAAUGGUUUAAUUGGAAUUAUGAAGCUGAAUUAUAUGGUUUCGUCCAACGUUUACAUGAAAACAUAACAGAAAAUACUUUAAGAUGUGCUUUUAUUCACGAUUCUUAUAUACAGCUUGAAAACGAAAAACGGAAGAAACUGGAUAUGCCUCUGCAAGACGUGCAACUUGACAUCAAAUCGAACUCUGCUCUUAUUUCAUUAGGAUAUGAAACAACGAGUAAUUACCUCAAAAAAUAUCUUAGGCAUUGCUUUCAGUUCUUACCCGAAGAAGGUUUAUGUGCUUUGCAUAAUUAUCUUUUAUCUGAUGAAGUAUUAUCCCAUAUUUCAUUUAACAUUGGAACAUCAGAGUUAAUAUUUUGUGCAGAAUACCCUCCUUCAAAAUCUACAUUAGCUGAUACUUUAAAAGCUAUUAUUGGAGCCAUAGCUUUAGAGGAUGGAGUGGCGCGAGCUGAAAACUUUGUUCUUGAUUUCAUUUGCCCUCAAUUAAUUGCAAAGGAUGUGUUUGAAAUUUGGGACUUAGAAGAUCCACUAAAUUUACUAAAUUCUAUUCUGCGAAAUAAUGGUUGUGAACCCAGUGAAUCGCGUCUGAUUUUUGAAUCUGGUCGAAAUACCCUUGAAGCCAUAUAUCAUGUUGGACUCUAUUCUAAUAAAGAAUUUUUAGGUAGAGGUCCGGGUGAAACUCUAGCUAUUGCUGAAGAAAUGGCUGCAUAUGAUGCCUUAAGAAGGCUGUUUCGUGUGACUGAGCAUGAGAAGCCACUACCUUUUGGACAUAAGUAUACAAAAAUUGAUUUCCACGAAACUACACAACAGUCUUCCAUUAGUCAGUCUUAAGUCUUCUGUAACGAAAGAUUUUUUUUUUAUCACCAAGUACAGCAAAUGUUGUAGCCAUCAACAAAAUUUAAUUAUUCUUACAUAAUAAGUGCAAACUGUAUUUUUUAAUAUGGUUGAAAAAGUUUUUACUUGUUUAGCUUCUAUCAGCAGUAUUUUAAAAAUUCAGGAUUUAUUUGUAUUCCACUGAUGUUCCAUUUUUAGAAAGGCAAGAAACAUUUGUUUUCCAUAUGGAGUUGUGUGUUAUAUAAAGAAAAAAUUUCGUAACUGUUAUUUAUUCUUGUGCUACUUUUAAUUUAAAAAAAUACUCAUAGAAUACAUGCUUUUCUUUUCUAAGAUUUAAAAGUAAAGUUUUUAUACAUGAACAAAACUUAAGAAUGUGACACAAUGAAAAUUCAGGCAGUUCAGUAGAAUUAAAAGAAAAAUACCAAAAACUGUAACAGACAGUUAAAUUUACUGUUUAAUCAAAUUCAUUGGGGGGGGGAAGAUUGCUAAAAACUCGUGAAUUUUUUUAUAUUGCAUGCACUACAUUUCUGUUAACU
Molecule: messenger RNA, 1596 nt
Organism: Stegodyphus dumicola
Lineage: Eukaryota; Metazoa; Arthropoda; Arachnida; Araneae; Eresidae
Gene: mRpL44
Product: mitochondrial ribosomal protein L44
Biological process (GO): mitochondrial translational elongation; RNA processing
Cellular component (GO): mitochondrial large ribosomal subunit; nucleus; microprocessor complex
Molecular function (GO): double-stranded RNA binding; ribonuclease III activity
Source: RefSeq, a predicted model, not a curated record